UUCGAAUAUUAUUCUACAGUAUUUAAAUUCUAGCUGCUGGUUCAACUGAGCUUUUCUUUAAGCUCCACUUUUCUUUACUCUAGAAAUUGAAAAACCAAGGAGGUUUUGAUGUUUUGUGUGGCACCUUCUGAAUUAGGAACCAUCAUGAAUGUACCUAAGGGUGGCCUGGUAUUGUUUUCAGCCAAUUCCAAUUCAUCUUGUAUGGAACUUUCAAAGAAAAUUGCCGAGCGUCUAGGGGUAGAAAUGGGCAAAGUUCAGGUUUACCAGGAACCAAACAGAGAAACAAGAGUUCAAAUUCAAGAAUCUGUUAGAGGAAAAGAUGUUUUUAUCAUCCAAACUGUUUCAAAGGAUGUAAAUACCACAGUCAUGGAACUCUUGAUCAUGGUGUAUGCUUGUAAAACCUCCUGUGCCAAAAGCAUUAUUGGAGUGAUUCCCUACUUUCCAUACAGCAAACAAUGCAAGAUGAGGAAAAGGGGCUCCAUUGUUUCUAAGUUAUUGGCUUCAAUGAUGUGCAAAGCUGGUUUGACCCACCUUAUCACCAUGGAUUUACAUCAGAAAGAAAUACAAGGCUUCUUCAAUAUUCCUGUUGAUAAUCUGAGAGCUUCCCCAUUCUUAUUACAGUAUAUUCAAGAAGAGAUCCCAGAUUACAGGAAUGCAGUGAUUGUAGCCAAAUCACCAGCUUCAGCCAAGAGGGCUCAAUCUUUUGCUGAACGACUGAGAUUAGGGAUUGCUGUGAUUCAUGGGGAAGCUCAGGAUGCAGAGUCUGAUUUGGUGGAUGGGAGACAUUCCCCACCUACAGUCAAAAACAUAGCUGCUAUACAUCCCAGUCUGGAGAUUCCCAUGCUGAUUCCAAAAGAAAAGCCACCCAUCACAGUUGUUGGCGAUGUAGGAGGAAGAAUAGCCAUUAUUGUGGAUGACAUUAUUGAUGAUGUUGACAGCUUUCUUGCAGCAGCAGAAACACUGAAGGAAAGAGGUGCUUAUAAAAUCUUUGUGAUGGCAACCCAUGGUCUCCUAUCCUCAGAUGCUCCUCGAUUAAUAGAAGAAUCUGCUAUUGAUGAGGUUGUGGUUACAAACACAAUUCCACAUGAAAUACAGAAACUCCAGUGCCCCAAAAUUAAGACUGUGGACAUCAGCAUGAUUCUGUCUGAAGCCAUUCGCCGAAUUCACAAUGGAGAAUCCAUGUCUUAUCUGUUUAGGAAUAUAGGCUUGGAUGACUGAGGUUUUUGUUUUUUUUGUUUUUUUUUGGUUUUUAAUUUUUUUUCAUUUAAAGCUAACAAGGGCCAAACUGGAAAUGUAUAGAACAUGUACUGUGAAGUAUCAUGCUUGUUCUUAAAUAUUACUAAGGAAUCUUUUUUGGGGGUGGAGGGAGGUUAUAGGGGUUUUUCCCCCCAAUUUCUUAAUCUAUGAGGAUAGACCAAAUUUUUAACAGUUAGGUGGGGUUGGGGAGGGGGAACCUUUUGUGUGUAACUUUUUUUAAAAAGCGCAUUCCCAACUCUCCCAUGUGUUUAAGAACAGAAAGGGCUAAAAAAGAUCUAGUUGUUUAAGUUUAGCUCACUAUUUAAAGACAAUAUUUUAAGCUCAUAAACUACCCCUUUUCCAAAGUUGCUUGAUUCAAAUGGUUUAAGAUGUUAAUGAAAUGAAUUAAUGAAAUAAAUUAAUCUAUGUGAUAUUUGACCUUUAAAAACCAAAAGGACUGUUGUACACAGUGACAUUUUGUAGAAAUGCUUUUAUAGAAAAGCAUAUGGAAUAUGCAACUGUAUUUAUUUUAUGUAACAAAAAGAAUAAAGAAUUUGUUGUGUGAGGUUUUUUUACAUUUU
Messenger RNA from Gracilinanus agilis (Agile Gracile Mouse Opossum), 1817 nucleotides. RefSeq names its product phosphoribosyl pyrophosphate synthetase associated protein 2 (gene PRPSAP2). The transcript is spliced from 11 exons. Gene Ontology annotation, biological process: purine nucleotide biosynthetic process; 5-phosphoribose 1-diphosphate biosynthetic process. The record is from RefSeq and is a predicted model, not a curated record. The coding region runs from base 109 to 1218 and encodes 369 amino acids. Gene Ontology annotation, cellular component: ribose phosphate diphosphokinase complex; cytoplasm. Gene Ontology annotation, molecular function: ribose phosphate diphosphokinase activity; magnesium ion binding. Lineage: Eukaryota; Metazoa; Chordata; Mammalia; Didelphimorphia; Didelphidae.